AGCUAAUUCGUGUCAUUGACUAAGCAUCAGAAAUUUGGCUUCAGAUUUUUAAAUAAUUUUCAUCAAAUUAGAAAAAUUAUGGGGAAAAAGACAGGAGUUUUCACAGAAGGUGAAUUAGUGUAUGCAAAAGUUAAAGGAUAUUCACCAUGGCCAGCAAAAAUCACAAAAGUAAUAUCGAAACAUAAAUAUGGAGUGUAUUUUUAUGGAACAGGCGAGACAGGAAACUGUAAGAGUGAGGAACUAGAUCCAUAUGACGAUAAGAAUCGAGGAAGAUUUAAUACAGAUCGACAAAUGAAAAAACCUGACUAUAAAGAGGCAGUAGAUCAAAUAGAGUUAGCGGCAAAAGGAAAUGAUCCAGCACCGAUAAUUCCAGCAGAUGAUUCAAAUAAACAAACUAUAAGCAACGAGGAAGAAACGAUUGAAAGGAUGGAAGAUGUAUCACAAACUGACGAUUUCGAUCCAGAAGAAUCUCAAUUACAAAUAGCUGAGGAAGUUCCAAAAUCUACACCUGUUCCUAAAAAGAUAAAGCCGGUUAAUAAGCCAAAAGCCGUAUCCACACCUAUCAUACAAAAUUUAGAAUCCGAGACAAAAGAGAAUGAAGAAAAAGUCAGUAGAAGUGGACGUAAGAUUAAGGAAAAGAAAAUGAACAACGAUGAGAUGGAUCCAGAUGAAGUAUUCUCACAACCGCGCAAGCGCUUAAAAGUUGAAGAAGUUCGCACUAAUCAAAAUAAACCUGUUCAUGUACAGGAUUUGGAUGAUACAGCCAUAAAUGACUUUUGUAUUAGUAAAAUGCAUAUCCUUCAAGAUCCAGUAAGAAAACAAUUCCUAAUGACACAAUAUGAUAUGAUAAAGACAGUUCAAGAUGUUAAGCAGGCAUUAGGCCUUGAUGAUGUGGAUAUGGAUCGAGCAUUAGAUUCGUGUAAAGCACUCAAUGAUAAGGUUGUUCCAAACAUUACAAAAUUUAUGCUCCAAAAAUAUUCAAAUACUGUUGUCACAAUCAAAAGAUUGAGAAACUAUAUCGGUAAUGUUGAGUCAUGGAAUUUAGAGGAGAAACAGCUUAUCGAGUUCCAAGAGAAGGCAAAAGAAAUUCGCGAUAUUGCAAGCGAAAUUUAUUCAUCGUUAAAGAAACUGUUCCCGGAAGCACCUGAAGAUUCAUCUUUUUGGCAAUUUUACACCGAUCAGCAUAAGCAGUUUCAAGAAAAGUACAAUAAACUCGAUGUAACUGAAGUGUUUGAAGCUUUCAACGAGGAAGAACUAGACUUAUUUUUAAAUAAAUCGACAAAUAAUCACGAUGCAGAAGUUCCACAGCUUCCAGACACUGCUCAAAUGGACGAGCAGGAAGCAGAACACGAAGACAAUAUGUCACAAUAGUCUCGACACACAAGCUGUAAUAAUAUUAUUAAUUAAAUAUUGUUCAGAACUUUAAGAUUAUUCUCACCGAUGAGAUGAAUAGGAAGGAGAAAAUUGAAUGCACGAAACUUUGUUUAAAAAUUGACAUGUCUAUUUACUUUAACAUCUCCUCAUUUUUCUUAA
Molecule: messenger RNA, 1533 nt
Organism: Chironomus riparius
Lineage: Eukaryota; Metazoa; Arthropoda; Insecta; Diptera; Chironomidae
Source: the annotation of a GenBank genome assembly